UUACUCUUCUUUGCAUCUGCUGUGUGAAAACCAAAUUAACUUUAUGUUCAUGUUAUCUCAUAUAUCCAAAUGAUGUCAUAACCAAAGAUUGGAAGGGAAUGUUGAAAAAUUAAGAAAGUUUUAUUUCUUGGAGGUUCCAGCUUCAGUGGGAGCUCCUUUCCCAAUGACACCUCAGUCCAUGGUUUAUACCCAACCAGGAUUAGAGACCAGCAAUUCUUCCACUCUAUCCACAGGAAAUAAGGAAGAUGUGGAUUCCUUCAUGAAACAGCCUGGGAAUGAGACUGCGGAUACAGUACUAAAGAAACUGGAUGAACAGUACCAGAAGUAUAAGUUUAUGGAACUCAACCUUGCUCAAAAGAAAAGAAGGCUUAAAGGUCAGAUUCCUGAAAUUAAGCAGACUUUAGAAAUUCUAAAAUACAUGCAGAAGAAAAAAGAGUCCACCAAUUCACUGGAGACCAGAUUCUUACUGGCAGACAACCUGUAUUGCAAAGCUUCGGUUCCUCCUACUGAUAAAGUGUGUCUGUGGUUGGGGGCUAAUGUAAUGCUUGAAUAUGAUAUUGAUGAAGCUCAGGCAUUGUUGGAAAAGAAUUUAUCAACUGCCACAAAGAAUCUUGAUUCUCUUGAGGAAGACCUUGAUUUUCUUCGAGAUCAAUUUACUACCACCGAAGUCAAUAUGGCCAGGGUUUAUAAUUGGGACGUAAAAAGAAGAAACAAAGAUGAUUCUACCAAGAACAAAGCAUAAUUCUGGCAGUGAAAAAUGUGAUUCGGUUUUCCAAACAUGUUCUUUUAAGUACUCCAAAGUUUAUUCUUAAAGGUUGACAUUAGUUUGAAUGGUUUUUUUAAACAGUAAGAGUGAUAAUUAAAACUUUAAAAAAGGAGAUAAACACCAACACCAUUUUAUUUAUUUAUAAAAACAAAAUUAGUUUCAAAUAUUUUAUGGAAUUAUCCGUAUGUUUAUUUUUUUCAAAUUUCCAACAAAGUAAAUGCUACUUUCAUCUGUUAUUUUUUCGUGUGUGUAAUAAGAAAAGUCUUAGUUAAAAUGGCUGAAAACUGAUAUAUGCUAUGGAGGUGGAAUUCUGGACACUUCAGCUCAGUUUACUUUUUCUUCAUUAGCUGAUGUUACGCUCACUUGACUAUGUGCAAACUUGUUUUUCUUUAGUACAUGUGGGGCUUUACGGUCCUCUGUUGCCGUUAUUUAUUAUAAUAUUUUGUACUUUACAGGAAAUGGUCAUUUGCCUUCCUAAAUGUUAAGAGGGCUAUUAUCCCCUAUAAGUGCACAGUGUCUUUGCAAUGCCAACAUAAGGGAGAUUUCAGCCAACAUGAAAUAACAAAAUUACCCACUCAAAACUCUUGGCUAAGGUAAUUUUGUAUUUCUUAGUAGUUCUCCCAAGCAGCUGAACAGGAAUAUUAAGAUUAAUAAAAACUACGGUUGAAAAGACUUAAGAGUUUUUUUGUUCAUGAUAAAAUCUUAUAGGAAUAGUAGAAAAUCCUCAUGGAGAGCCAAUAGUGAGUGAUACAGAUUCUGGUAAAAACACAAAUGUAUUAUUCCAUCUCCAUAUAGUAAAAAUGUACUUGUACAAUGUUUUUUACUUGCAUUUCAUGAUAUUA
Messenger RNA from Molossus molossus (Pallas's mastiff bat), 1608 nucleotides. It is a transcript of the gene VBP1, whose product is annotated as VHL binding protein 1. The record is from RefSeq and is a predicted model, not a curated record. Bases 164 to 742 code for a protein of 192 amino acids. Lineage: Eukaryota; Metazoa; Chordata; Mammalia; Chiroptera; Molossidae. Gene Ontology annotation, biological process: protein folding; microtubule-based process; tubulin complex assembly. Gene Ontology annotation, molecular function: tubulin binding. Gene Ontology annotation, cellular component: prefoldin complex; cytoplasm. The transcript has 7 exons.